This is a messenger RNA of Prunus armeniaca (apricot), 516 nucleotides long. NCBI's taxonomy places the organism in Eukaryota, Viridiplantae, Streptophyta, Magnoliopsida, Rosales, Rosaceae. The record is from the annotation of a GenBank genome assembly.
AUGAACUGCAUGCCUUUUAUUGGGUUAGAUGUCUGCCAUUUAAAAGGGGUUUAUGGUGGACAGUUGCUUACAGCUGUUGGGAUCGAUCCCAAUAACGAGACUUGGGUGCUUGCAUAUGAUGUGGUUAAGUGGAAACAAGAGAGUCAGGGACGUGGUUCAUUGAUUUGUUGGUCGAGGAUGUGGACAUUGUUAAUUCUCAUGGAUGGGCCUUUAUAUCUGACAGGAAAAAAGGAUUGCAUUGUGCAUUUGAAGACAUUUUGCCUAAUGCUGAGACAAGAUUCUGUGAGAGGCACCUUUUGGAUGACAUCAACAAAACUUAUAAAGUUUUGGGGGAUCAGUUGUGGAUAUGUGCUAGAGCUACCAAUGUGCCUUCUUUUUAAGUAUCAAAUAGAAGUAAUGAAGACCUUAAAUAGCAAUGCUUGGGAGUGGCUUGCUAAGAAGCCACCAACACAAUGGUUUAAGUCUCAUUUUAGAACUCUUAUUAAGUAUGCCAUGCUGCAGAAUAACUUGCGUUAA